AUGGCAUCGGCCAGCAUGGAUUGGCACGGGAUUUACAAGGAUUUGUUGUUCCGACGAGGAGCUAUCAAUCCCCCGUGCACUCACGUCAAGUCUGACGAUGAGGCAAACAGCGUCCUCGCAGACCGACUGACUUCCAAUGUGGGGCAGCGGGAGAGUGCGCAAAGCGCCAUCAGUGGGAUUGAAGGGGAUGAGAUUUCUACGGACCCUGCCUCCUUCGUCCGAGAUUUUCUGAGCGACUCACCAAGGGUGAGGAAGCGCGGCUGCAGGAAUAUAUCGCGCAUUUUCCGCGCGCUUGGCAAGUCGGUCGACGAGUUCCUUCUUUUCCUUCAAGACUUUGAGGAGGGCGAAGAUAACGAUGAUGUCUUGGCGAUUCUUUGUAACGAAUUGAAGGGGUUCUUUGAUGGCAAUGAAGAUCCCAGGAACGGCCGUGAUGAGUGCCCUUACGUCUGGGCAGGGGGGCUGAGCAUAAUUUCAAGCCUGUUGCUUCGAAUCAUGCUUCAUAGAGACAGAGACCUUCAGACGGCUGCACUCCAUGCCUUCACCGCCCUGCUUUCAACCUGCAACCACGCUGAGCUUCUCGGGAACAAAGCGACGUUCCAGGUUUUAGAGCUUUGCGAAGAUAAGCAAAGCGCAGCCCGCCAAACAGCUGCAAUUGUGAUACCCUCGCUACUCCAUUGCACCCGCCGCUGCUGGACAGACCUCCUGGAAAAGCAGCGAGCGCAAGGAAUGCCUGAGGACUCACACGUUCUCGAGACGUUGGUGGAGCUCAAGCAAAGGCUGUUCACAUCCUAUGUUGAGCUUUGUGGGGACAGGAACUGCUCGGUGCAGCUCGCAGCUGGUCAGCAGUUGCCGCUUUUUGUGGAUUACGUUGCGGCGGAAGUGGAGAUGCUGCAACAAGGAUUCUCAACGCAGCAGGUUGCUGAUGGCGCGAAAGACGGAGGAAAGCUGCAGGAUGCAAGGAGUAUCUGCCGUUGCUGCAAUGGCUCGGAGGAACGCAGCAGCGUUCAGGGCAGUGGGCAGCAGCUUCUUUCCAUUGCUUUGCGAACGAGUUGCCUUGACUACGGCUUUGUUCAGAACCUGGGGAAUACUUUCUUCAUGGGAGAUUCUUGGAUGCUGGAGCUAAACCAGAUUGCUGAAGAUAACCGUGAAAAUCAAGGGUCUCGACUCCCAGGCGCAUGCCUGAAUGCAGUCCUUGCCCUCCUCCCACUCUCCACUGCUCCACAGAGGCGUGUAUUCCUGGAGCUAGCGACGGAUCUGGCUCAGCGAGGCAAUUGGAAACUAAAAGUAUCCUUUCUAGGAUGUUUGGGUUCCCUCGCUCCUCCGGACAUUGCAUUUGUCUCUCCCCUGAUAUUGACCAGCGAAUUUGCAACUGACGAAGAUGGAGAAGAAUGCUGGCGGGUCCAAGCGGCCCUAGCUCAGCAGCUCCCUGUGCUCCUUCGAACUUUGGAAGACACAGAAGACAUUUUGUGGGAACGCAUAACUGGUCUGCUCCUGUCUCCAACGUGGGCCGUCCGCCAGGAGGCCGGCUUUGCCCUUCGAUCUGUAGCCGAAGAUGGAUACCAACGACGCCAAGCAAUGCCAAAAGUGGAGUUUAUUUUGGAGCAACGCCUUUUCCAUGCUCUUCAGCAGGUGGCUUCUUGUAAAAAUGCCUUUAUACGUCAAGACGUGGCAUUCUAUAUGCAUCAAAUAUGGGACUAUCUUCCGGACGGAAGGGCUCGAAGCAUAGUCUUGCCAUUGUUACAGAGCUUGCUGAAGGACCCCGCGCCAUGCUGCAGAUUGGCCCUGGUCAAGCUCUUGGGCAGAUUGCUUCAGAAAGAGGCGAGCAGUCAAGCAGACUUGGUGGAUGAUCUGAAGCAAAUGAUGGAGACUUUGUUGCGUGAUGAGUCGGAUGCGGUGCGAGAGGAAGCAUUAGAAUUUCAAGAAGUUUUGCGGCUUCGUGCCACUCCUCCUGUGAACUAG
This is a messenger RNA of Eimeria mitis, 1959 nucleotides long. RefSeq lists its product as uncharacterized. Bases 1 to 1959 code for a protein of 652 amino acids. The record is from RefSeq and is a predicted model, not a curated record. Gene Ontology annotation, biological process: protein dephosphorylation. Gene Ontology annotation, molecular function: protein phosphatase regulator activity. The transcript is spliced from 14 exons. NCBI's taxonomy places the organism in Eukaryota, Apicomplexa, Conoidasida, Eucoccidiorida, Eimeriidae.